Rotaria sordida is the source of this 4446-nucleotide messenger RNA. Lineage: Eukaryota; Metazoa; Rotifera; Eurotatoria; Philodinida; Philodinidae. The record is from the annotation of a GenBank genome assembly.
AUGAGUAUGGUGGGUUUAACUCUACCAGCAAAACUCAACCGAAUUAUUUCAAUUGCAAAACAUGUCGAUCCUCAAGUUUCAUUCGGUGGUGUAAACAUUAUCUUCUUUGGUGAUUACUUACAAUAUCGACCUGUAUAUGAUACACUAUUACACAUUGAUUUUUCAUUACCAUCCAAAGAGAAAUUGGGUAAACUACCCACAGAAAAAGAAAUUCAACAAUGUGUUGCAAGUUCUUUAAUUCUUCAAACUAACUGUGUGGUAAAACUUACUCAACAGAUGCGCACGGAACAUUUACGGUACCUUCAGCUACUCGAAUGUCUCCAUCAUGGACAAUGUAAUUAUGACGACUAUGAAUUAUUGCUGACACGAGUAGUUGGGCAACCAUCAGUAGGCUCUCUCUGUGAUUCACCAUGGAAUAAAGCUCCGAUCCUUGUGUUCCGAAAUGAAGUACGGACACAAUUGAACAACAAGCCAGCAAUUCACAAUGCAGCUCAAUUAGGCCACGUCCCAAUAGUAUGCGUCGCUCAAGACACUUGUAAUGGCAAACCAGUUGAAGAUCCUAUCCUUAUAAAAAAAUUAUUGGAAUUAUCUGAUAGCAAGACAGAGCAUUUACCUGGUUUAUUACCUUUUGUUCCUGGAAUGCCUGUUAUUUUAACACAAAGCAUUGCUAUUGAACUUGGUCUUAUUAAUGGUAUUAAUGGAAUCUUUCGACAAUUAGUCUAUCAGGCAGAUUCUGUAUCAACAGAUGUUUUAUCGGAAAUAUUUCCAAAAAAUACACAGUACAUCCAUCGACCAUUACAUGCAUUAAUAGAAAUUGCCAAAUCAAAAAUUGAAUCCAAUCUUGAAGAACUUCAACCAAAACUUGUCCCAAUACCAAUGAAUAAAAAUUCUACGAGUGAUGAUGCUAUCUCAGUUGAGAAUUCACCUGCUGCACAACAUCCUCAUGUUGACAAUGAGCAACGUGAAAACUCAACGCAAAAUGAAUUUAAUUCAGCAGAAUGUGCCACUGCUACUAAUACAACAAAGAAGUGGUCAAUGACUCCGACACCUUUAGAAUUUUCGCAUUGGUCGCGACAUCGAUCUUCAAUUGGUGCAGGUACAUUUGCUGUAUUCACAAUUAUAGCAAUGAGUAUUGGUAUAUUGACUGUUUGUUUCACUUCACCAAAAGCUACUGUUCAAAAAUGUGAGCUCAAAUUCAAACCAACGACUCAAAAACCAGUUGAAUACAAGUAUGGCCCACGAUCUGUUGCCGCUGGUGAUUUCGACAAUGACACAUGUUUGGAUAUGGUUAUUGCUCAUCAUAUAGCAAACACGAUAACUGUUUAUCUUGGAUAUGGUAAUGGCACUUUUAAAAGUCCAAUUCCAUAUUCAACUGGUUCCUACUCAAGUCCUUACAUGGUCACAGUUGGUUAUUUCAACAAUGAUUCUUACUUGGAUAUUGCAGUAGCAAAUUUUGGCACUAACAAUAUCGUUAUCUUUCAUGGAUUUGGCGAUGGGUCUUUCGUAAAUCAAACAGAACUUUCAACAGGCUCCUUUCGCCCAAUAGCGAUUAUCGGUGCUCAUUUCAACAAUGACACACUACUUGAUAUUGCCAUAGCCAAUUACGGAAACCACAGUAUUAGUAUACUCUACCAAUAUGGAAAUGGAAGUUUUUCGCUUCCAAUUACAUAUCCGACAGGUUACGAUUCCUUUCCAUCCUCAAUAGCUGCUGGAGAUUUCAAUAAUGACAAAUAUUUAGACCUCGCCAUUGCCAAUUAUGGCACUAACAAUAUUGUGAUACUUUUUGGAAAUAGCAACAGCACUUUUACAAAGCAAAUUACCAUCUCAAUUGGCAUUGAUUCUCAACCAUACUCCAUUGCCGCUGGUGAUUUCAAUGCAGACAACUUUCUCGAUAUCGCUAUCGCUAAUUCUAGAAGUCAUGAAGUAGGUGUGCUCCUAAAUAAUGGUAAUGAAACUUUCGCUAAACAAGUCAACUAUUCCAUCAAUUCUGCUUCUCCAAUUGCCAUUUCGGUAGGAGACUUCAAUCAAGAUAAUCGAUUGGACAUAAUCACCACGAAUCAAGGCGCUGGCAAUAUAGCCAUACUUCUUGGAUAUGGGAACGGCAAAUUUGCAAAUUCAAUUAUGUAUUCAACCGGAUCUUCUUCUUCGAUUUCAGUUGCCGUAGGUCAUUUCAACAAGGACCACCGAUUAGAUAUUGUCGUUGUAAACAAUGAUACUGGUGCCAUUGAUAUUCUUGUUGGAUGUUACGAAGGCUUUCAAAAUCAAAUAAGAUAUUCAGCUGGCUCUUCUCCACGAUCUGUAUCUAUUGGUGAUGUUAACAACGACACUCGACUAGAUAUCAUUGUCGCCAAUAGGGGUAGCAAUGAUGUGAGUAUCCUUCUUGGAUAUGGAAACGGUUCUUUUGAAAACCAAACAAGAUAUUCAGUUGGCUCUUAUCCAACAUCUGUAGCUAUUGGUGAUGUUAACAAUGACACUCGACUAGAUAUCGUUGUCACCAAUUGGGAUAGCAAUGAUGUGAGUGUCCUUCUUGGAUAUGGAAAUGGUUCUUUUGAAAAUCAAACAAGGUAUUCAGUUGGCUCUUAUCCACAAUCUGUAGCUAUUGGUGAUGUCAACAAUGACACUCGACUAGAUAUCGUUGUCGUCAAUUCGCAGAACAAUGAUGUGAGUAUCCUUGUUGGAUAUGGAAAUGGUUCUUUUGAAAAUCAAACAAGGUAUUCAGUUGGCUCUUCUCCACAAUCUGUAUCUAUUGGUGAUGUCAACAAUGACACUCGACUAGAUAUCGUUGUCGCCAAUUGGUAUAGCAAUGAUGUGAGUGUCAUUCUUGGAUAUGGGAAUGGUUCUUUUGAAACUCAAACAAGAUAUUCAGUUGGCUCUUCUCCAGUAUCUGCAUCUAUUGGUGAUGUCAACAAUGAUAAUCGACUAGAUAUCGUUGUCGCCAAUUCGAAUAGCAAUGAUGUGAGUGUCCUUCUUGGAUAUGGAAACGGUUCUUUCGAAAAUCAAAAAAGUUAUUUAGUUGGCUCUAAUCCAUCAUCUGUAUCUAUUGGUGAUGUCAACAACGACACUCGACUAGAUAUCGUCGUCGCUAAUUGGGAUAGCGAUGAUGUGAGUGUCCUUCUUGGAUAUAGGAAUGGUUCUUUUGAAACUCAAACAAGGUACUCAGUUGGCUCUUCUUCAUCAUCUGUAUCUAUUGGUGAUAUCAACAACGACACUCGACUAGAUAUCGUUGUCGCCAAUCUGAAAAGCAAUGAUGUGAGUGUCCUGCUGCAAUAUAACAGAGGAGCAAUUACAUAUGAAAUGAGCUUGGCACCUAGCGAUGGUUCUAGCCUACGAUGUGUAGUCAUUGGUGAUUUGAACAAUGACAAUAAUCUGGAUAUCGUCUUAGCUAAUUACGGCACUAAUAAUUUAGGUGUUCUUUUUGGAUACGGGAAUGGUAGUUUUGAAAAUCAAAUGAUGCUCAGCACUGGCAUGAAUUCUCAUCCGAUUUCUAUCGCAGUUGGAGACUUCAAUGGUGACCGUGAAGUGGAUAUUGCUGUGGCCAAUCAUGGUACAAAGCAUGUAGAUAUGAUGCUUGGAAAUGGACAGGGAAAAUUUGCAAUUCAAAUAAGGUAUGAAAUUGGCUUUGAUACACCUCCGUUAGUUAUGGCUUCUGGCGAUUUUAAUAAUGAUGCACGAUCGGAGAUUGCUGUCGCUUACGAUGGACGUGAUCAUGUGGAUAUUUUUGUUGCGUAUAAUCAUGGUUCUUUUGAAAAUCAAACAAGGUAUUCAGUUGGUUCUUAUCCAUCAUCUGUAGCUAUUGGUGAUGUCAACAAUGACACUCGACUAGAUAUCGUUGUCGCCAAUUUUUGGAACAAUGAUGUGAGUGUCCUUCUUGGAUAUGGAAACGGUUCUUUUGAAAAUCAAACAAAGUAUUCAGCUGGCUCUUAUCCACAAUGUGUAGCUAUUGGUGAUGUCAACAACGACACUCGAUUAGAUAUCGUUGUCGUCAAUGCGGAUAGCAAUGAUGUGAGUGUCCUUCUUGGAUAUGGAAACGGUUCUUUUGAAAAUCAAGCAAGGUAUUCAGCUGGCUCUUAUCCAUCAUCUGUAGCUAUUGGUGAUGUUAACAAUGACACUCGAUUAGAUAUCGUUGUCGCCAAUUGGUAUAGCAAUGAUGUGAGUGUCCUUCUUGGAUAUGGAAACGGUUCUUUUGAAAAUCAAACAAGGUAUUCAGUUGGCUCUUCUCCAUAUUCUGUAGCUAUUGGAGAUGUCAACAAUGACACUCGACUAGAUAUCGUUGUCGCCAAUUCGGGUAGCAAUGAUGUAAGUGUCCUUCUUGGAUAUGGAAACGGUUCUCUUGAAAAUCAAACAAAGUAUUCAGUUGGCUCUAAUCCAUCAUCUGUAGCUAUUGGUGAUGUCAACAAUGACACUCGACUAGAUAUCGUUGUUGCCAAUGGGAACAGUUAUGAUUAA